CUGGUUCUUUUAACGCCACACCAAAUGCUAACCAACCCAUGAAUGCCACCAAUAAUGUCAACACUAACCGCGCGAAUACACCAAAGAAUAGGACAGAAAAUGCUCACAAAACGCAAAACAACAGCUCCUCUGCGAACCACCACUCGGAGCACAGGUAUGGCUCCUCUCAGCAGCCGUCGCACCACUCUUCAAGCACUAGUCAUCACAAUCGACACAAUCAAUGGCACCAUAACUCACAUCACAACCGAAACAACAACAGAAUGGCAUCUAUGGGUAGUGGUGUCGGAUGGCCUCAUAUGGUGAACCAGAAUUACCCACACUUUCUACUACAGCAACAAAAUGACCCAAAUACAAACCAAAUGAAAGAAACACAAUAUCUUCAGUCCGGACAACAAGUAUUUUUAUCAUCGAUUGCUAACUAUGGACAG
Molecule: messenger RNA, 428 nt
Organism: Oppiella nova
Lineage: Eukaryota; Metazoa; Arthropoda; Arachnida; Sarcoptiformes; Oppiidae
Source: the annotation of a GenBank genome assembly